AUGGAAGGAAACUUGUUUUAUUCUAAAUCUAAAUCCCGAAACCUUCUAGAAAUCCCUAGCUCUCCUCAGACAAAUACAGCUACUUUUCCUACAGAAUUAUUAAAUCCUAAUAGAGGUCAAGAAAUUUUGAUUAUGACUAUAGACAUAGGAGACGGGAAAAAAGAGCCUAUUGUCGUGCACGAAGCAGACGAGCCAUCAGAUCUUGCUCGAUCUUUUGCCCAGAAAUUUGGAAUAAAUAAAAAACUUGAAGAAGCGCUCACUCAUCAAAUUGAAUACCAAAUUGAAUUACUAAUAAAAGAACAAGAACAAAAGAUGCGGGAACAAGCCAAAAAACAGAAAAAUAUCAUUGAGACGCCACAAGAAAUGUCUGAGGCUGCUUCAUAUGAGCUUUUAGAAGGAAACUCCCGCAAAGAAAGAUUUUUGCAGAGAUCUGCAAGCGAAAAUAUUGGUGAAAAGCUAUAUUUUAAAGGAAUCCAGCAAAAAGAAAGGACAGAAAGAAAUAACCAAAUGAUGAAGCUAAAAAUACAAGAACGGCAAAGCAAUGAGCUUACUUUUAAGCCAGCAAUAAAUACCAAUAGGACUGAAUCAAUUAAAAAGUCAUCAAGCCGCCAUGAAGACAGCUUAAUUUCUCAAAAAACUAUAAGGGAAGAAAAGCUGGAAAAAGAAAGGGCCGAAAAAACAGAAAAAGAAAAAGAAAUCUGUACAUUUAGCCCACAGGUAAACCCUAUGAGCGAAAAAAUACUCCAGAGAAAAAUGAGGCAGCAGUCCAAGGAUAAGUUUAAUGAGCUGUAUGAAGAAGCAAAAAUAAGGAAAAUAAGACAAGAAGAAAUCAAUAAGCAAGUGUAAGGGAUAUUUAGAAUUGCUAAUGAAUUCUCGUAUAGGCCAGAAAUCAAUGAAAAUAAUUCAAGAUUUGUGCCGCAAGAUCAGGAUCCUAUUGAAAGAUAUUAUGAAAUAUACCAAAUGCUGAACCCUGAUCGUAAUGAAGAAAUCUCAUGGAGUGGGAUUGUGGUAGAAAAUAUUGAUGCAGAAGUUUUUGCAAUAAUAAGACCUUUACUAGAAGAACUAGAAGGACUUGGCCAAAAUUUGAAUUUUGAAGAAUUCUGUGAAUCGAUGGAUAAUUUAGUGAAAAUUCUGUCACCAGCUGAAAAACGUAUUUUAACUACAAGAAAAGUAAAAGGGGCCCCACAAACAGAAAGGAGUGACAGAAAUAAUCAAAUGAGGAUUCAAGAAAGGCAAAAUAAUGAUAUUAAUUUUAGGCCUAAAACAAAUAGGCCAAAUUCGCAGAAAAAAACGUCUGGCCGCCGCGAAGAUAGCUUAAUUUAUCAAAAAAUCGUAAUGGAAGAAAAGCUGGAAAAACUUAAAGAUGAGCUUCUUGAAAAAGAAAAAGAAAUCUGCACUUUUGUUCCACAGAUUAACCGCGUACAGGUUAUGAUAGUGGACUUUAGAGAGUAAAUUUACUCAAAUUUUUUAAUAGUGUGUCAUUUGAUCGAAAUUUAAGGGUUUUUUUCGAUUAAUACUAAACCUAAUGCAGCUCUUAUAGGCUUUUUCCUCCUCUUCCAAGCAUUCUAUUUUCUCAACAGUUUUCUUGAUCAGCAUCUUCACCUAGAUUUUGCUUUCCAAACUUAUCCCAAAGCUUUAAGAUCUCUUCCUUUUCCUUAUGAGCUUAUGCUAUCUCCUUUUUUCCAUGCUCUCAUCUCAUAGCUGCACCUUCAACUUCUUAACCCUUCACCAAAUUUGUUGAAUUCCUUUUUUGUCCAUUUUUUAGUCUUUUCUUAUCUUCCUCGAACUUCUUUGUUUUCCCUCUAAUUACUCUAAAAAUCCUAAGUCUCUAUAGUCCUCCUAUUAAGAUUUACAAUGACGAUUAAUAGCUCCAAUCCCUCCACUCCCUCUACUUUUGCUCCUUUAUGCCAAGUCUUAAUACUCCCAACAGUUUGUAAUUAUAAUUUCUGCCACUAUGGAGGAAUCUAAAAUCAAUAAACUUUCGGUUAGCAUCAGUUUGCCGUUGCCAAGGGUUUCUUCACUUUGUCUAGCAGUCCAACCAUGAUUUCUUCAGCUUCUUUUCCUAUCAUCUUCGUCAAAGCUUUCUCAUUUUCUAAAAUAUCAUAUUCAUCCUCCAGAUCAUCUUCCAUGAGAGCAAUCUCACUAUCUAAAAAUAACAAUUCAUCCGGUAUUUCAUCAAUAUAAUCUUUGGGGUUGCUAUCAUUAAAACUAUCAUCUUUCUACUAAAUCUCUAGUUAUUUUCAAAGCACUUUCUCCAAAAGAAUUCUUUUUAAUGCAUCUAGAUCCAUUGCGAAAUGAAAAGCCCUUAUUAUAAGUCUCUCUAUCCAUAUUUUCUUGAGGAUAUGCCACACGAUCAUUUGACAUGGAGCCGAUUAACCAUAUGAGUGAAAAAAUUCUCCAAAGAAAGCAAAGGCAGACAAAGGAUAAAUUUAAUGAACUAUACGAGCACGCCAAAAUAAGAAAAAUAAAACAAGAAGAAAUCAACAAACAAAUGUAAAAAUUAUUUAGAAUUGCCAAUGAAUUCCCUUAUAGGCCUGAAGUCUAUGAAAGUAAUACAAGAUUUAUUUGUAAAAAUCGUGUUGAAAGAUACUACGACAUUUACAAAAUGCUCAACCCUGACCAUAACGGCGAGAUAUCAUGGAACGGUAUCAUAAUAGAAAAAAUUGACACUGAAGUUUUUGCAUUAAUCCGCCCCUUAUUAGAAGAAUUAGAAGGACUCGGCCAAAACUUGAAUUUUGAAGAAUUUUGUGAGUCUUAUCUUAUAUUAUCUAUGCUUUUUACGUCCACUAAAGGGGAAAGCCGUUUCCAGGACCUCCACCAUUUUUGCACGUGUCGGGCCCACAGGUCGCUGGUCCCAACCUGCUUUGUUAUACCAAGGCAUGCUUGAAAAUGACGUUCCGGCUUCGACGGCUCAUGAGUGAGCGACUUCAUCUUGCUUCCUUGACGCCGUGUGACGACUAAAGGUUCCUUCGCUGCCGCAGAAUGGAAGUGGAAAAACCACAGGCCUUUCAAGUUCCCUAAGGGCUGGCCAAACAGACUAGCCUCAAGCCUCAUUAUCAUAAAAUGCAGAAUGAGUGGCCGAUCAGCAGAUCGUUACCGUACGAAUGUCGCCAUUUUAUGAUUAUAGAAUUUUGUGAGUCAAUGGACAAUUUAGUAAAAAUCCUGUCACCAGUCGAAAAGCGAAUUUUGACUACUAAAAAGAAGCAAAAAAAAGUAGAAGAAGAGCCUGAGUUUAAGCUGCAAAGUGUCAAUAGGUCUCAGCUACCUGCAGAUCUUGCAGAGAUUUAUGACCGGCAAGUGGAACAAAAAAUUAAAUCAGAAAAAAGGCUUGAGUUGGAAAGAGAAAAGCUAAAAGCAUCAGAGCUUGACGGAUGCACCUUUCAGCCAAAGAUAAAAGUUUACAGACCUCAACAAGAGUAUUAUGAUCGCAGGUAUAAAAUAAACGCUAAUUAG
Messenger RNA from Blepharisma stoltei, 3453 nucleotides. NCBI's taxonomy places the organism in Eukaryota, Ciliophora, Heterotrichea, Heterotrichida, Blepharismidae. The record is from the annotation of a GenBank genome assembly.